Molecule: messenger RNA, 3041 nt
Organism: Erinaceus europaeus (western European hedgehog)
Lineage: Eukaryota; Metazoa; Chordata; Mammalia; Eulipotyphla; Erinaceidae
Product: caspase-10
Exons: 10
Coding region: 244-1752 (502 amino acids)
Biological process (GO): proteolysis; negative regulation of extrinsic apoptotic signaling pathway via death domain receptors
Molecular function (GO): cysteine-type endopeptidase activity; protein binding
Source: RefSeq, a predicted model, not a curated record
CAGGGGCUUCACUUCUGGGGAGACAUUUUGAGACAGAAAGUGAGAGAGGCCUAGAGACAGAGCAGCCAGAACACCAAGUACUUCCCUAGUGCCACAGAGCCUUCAGGAUCAUCCCAUUGGGAAUCUUCUUUGGAAGUUCGAACCAGCAACCAGUUUCAACUUCUUUAAAACUUUGUUUUCAGGCUGUUUCCUGGACACCAUUUACUUCCAGAGCAUCGGUGGAAUUUGAUCUGAAAGCUGACCAUGGCAUCUCUGGGUCCAAGUCUGAGUUCCAGUUCAGAAGACAAAUUUCGAGUAAAGCUCCUAGAUAUUAAUUCACAGCUAGGCACUGAAGAUCUGGAGGCUCUAAAGUUUUUCUGCCAAGACUUGCUCUCCAAGAAAAAACUGGAGAACAGCAGGUCAUCCUUGGAUAUUUUUGAUCAUCUCCUGGAAGAGGAGCUGCUGAGUGAGAAAGAGCCCUUCCUCCUAGCCGAACUCCUCCACAACAGCAAGAAGCUGUGGCUGCUACAUCAUCUUGACUACACCAAAAAGCAAGUGGAGAAUUUGCUGCCCACCCAAAGGAAGAUCUCUCUGUUCAGAAACCUGCUCUACGAUCUGUCGGAAAACAUCAGUUCAGAGGAGUUAGCAGAAAUGAAGUUCCUUAUGAAGAACGACAUUCCAAAUACCUCAAUGACCUCUCUAAGUUUCCUGGCAUAUCUGGAGAAACAAGGUUUCAUAAAUGAAAACAGUCUGGAGAUCCUGGAAAAACUCUUCAGCAAGUGUUCACCUAGUCUUAUGGGAAAAGUAGAAAAAUACAAAAAAGAGAAAGAUGCCCAGCUAGUGACAUCUCCUAAAAACAAGUCAUUUUGUCAAGAAAAAGGAGUCUCCUCUCUAGACAUGAAACAUUUCUCUGAAGCCUUACAGGUGUCUGUGUAUGAUGAAGAAGCAAAGAGAAAUGGUGACAGAGAAGCCCCGGCCUCCAUGGAAGUGUUGGGAAUGCCUGCUACCAUCAGCACACAGGAGCCAGCUGUGUACAGGAUGGAUAGGAAAUACAGAGGCUACUGUGUCAUUAUAAACAACCAAAACUUUACCUCAAUGAAAGAGCGACGAGGGACAGACAAAGAUGCUGAAUACCUGAGUAGUAUAUUUAAGUGGCUUGAGUUUCAUGUAUAUAAAUAUGAUGAUGUGACCAAGAAGAAGCUGGCAGAGAUUCUCAAGGAGUACCAGAAAGACCCAGGCCAUGAAGAUAGAGACUGCUUUGUGUUCUGUGUUCUAAGCCAUGGGACAAACGGCGCUGUCUACACUUCAGAUGAGGCUCACAUUUCCAUUCGGGAGAUCAUGUCUCAUUUCACACUCCAGCAGUGUCCUGGGCUGGCUCACAAACCCAAACUCUUUUUCAUCCAGGCCUGCCAAGGUAAAGAGAUACAACCUGCUGUACUUAUUGAAGAAGAUGCUUUAAGUUAUGAGAGCAUAUCCUCUUCCCUUCAGAAUGGACGUCCAGAUUGGGUGGAUUUUCUUCUCGGCAUGGCCAGUUUCCCAGGCUAUGUAUCCUUUCGACAUCUAGAGAAAGGCAGCUGGUAUAUUCAGUCACUGUGCAACCAUCUAAAGGACAUGGUCCCAAGGCAUCAUGACAUCUUAACUAUCCUCACCGCUGUCAACAAAGAUGUAAGUGAACAGGCAGACUCAAAAGGAAUAAAGAAACAGAUGCCUCAGCCCUCAUUCACACUGUGCAAACAGCUAAAAUUUCCUGUGCCACAGGCACCGUUUCUAUGAUUGCAGUUUUCACUGGCUAUUAGACAUCUCUCCCAACUCCCCCCAGCAUAGGAGUCAGUGACAAGUUGACAUGCUGGCUCCUGGUUCCUGCCUGCCAUUCUAAGAGUAGGAGAUACCUUACUUAUGGUAACCAAAUUCUGUUUUGUCUUUGUUUUUUCUUUUUGACAAAUCCAAAUGCCAAGACAUUUUCUCUUAUGAAUUCUUAGGCUAUGGCCUUAGAUUUAGUUGUGUGCUGGCGGGAAAGGGGGGAAGAGGAGUAAUUUGGCUGUGUUUUGUGUAAAAGUUGGGAUCAGUACUUUUUGAGAGUCCUUUUCACUCCUAGAACCACUGUCCUUAACCUGAAUCUGGAUGUAUUCUCUGUGUAACCAUUCCUUGUUACAAGUCUAUGUAGGCACCAUCUUGCUAUGGAUAUCAGAUGAUGUUGAGGUUGUGGUUUACUAGCCUUCUCUCUGAUCUGCCCUUCCUAGUAGAUGUCUGUCAUGUACGGCAGUUAUUGCUGCAGGAACUGCUUCUCCUGUCUUGGGUCCAGGUUUGGCUCUAGGAAGGUGACAGUUCAUUGUGAGGAGAGACAUAUCCAGUUAUACAGGUGAAAAACUGUUAACAGCCUUGUAUCAAACUUCACGUUGGUCAUAAGUUUUCAGAUUCCAGUGACAGACUGCCCUAUUCCAACUCACUAAAACCAAGACAAGGAUUUAUUACUUGUCACCUGAAAAAGCACGAAUGGUGCUGGAUUUGAGUCAGGACUCAGUCUAUACAAUGACAUCUCUCUCUCUCGCUGUGUUGGGAGGAUUUCUCAGGGUUAGCAGCUGCACUAUCAGACUCCCUGCUUCUAUCACCAACAUGCUGUGCUCUCCUGGCCACAGGGUGAGGACAGUGAUAACCUGAAGCGCUGAAAUUACUCACAGGGACCGUUUCUCUCUCUUUAACCAGAGAGGCGUCUGUUUACGUGUUCUGGAGAGGGUAGCUUUGCAUCCUAGUCUAUGUACAUUUUGUAGUGUGUGUGUUCUGUUUGAAUUCCACUCAGCUCUUUUAUAUGGAGUGCAUGGGACUCGACCUGGGACCUCUUGCAUGAAAGUCCUGUGUACAAACUCUGCUUUCUCCCUCUCCCUCUCCACCCCCCCAUAUAUGCCGUAGAUUUAAAAAAAAUUAAUGUUCUGAACCGGUGUAUGUAUGUGAUUCCCUCCCUCUUCAAGUUUUCAAGAGGCACAUUUCUUCAUUAAUUUCUUCUAGGAAUUGUUUUAAGAUAUAGCUUAGAUUUGAAUUAAAUUUUAAUUCCUAGGAAAUUGGAA